AUGAGUGCCCAUGUUGAUACAAACAAGAAUGUUAACUGGAUGGAUUCCCGCGGCUUCUGGACUUUUUACAUCUUGCUUUUGGCUUCCCUGUACAUGGCGAUACCCAUCAUCCUUCCUCAUGGUGACGCUCUCACAGCAAUGAAUGUUAUUCACGGCGUGGUCUCUUUUGGUAUCAUGCACUGGAUUAAGGGCUCACCAGACGACAACUCGAUGGGCGACUACCGUGAGCUCACGUUCUAUGAACAGAUCGACCAAGGUCGCCCAUGGACGAACACAAAGAAGUUCCUCAUGAUGAUUCCAACGUUUCUAUUUCUGGCCGCUUCGGUCGCUACGGACUACAAUACACGCCACCUGCUUAUCAAUUUUCCCAUCUGGGCGACGCUCAUUUUGGCCAAACUGCCUGAACUUGAUCGUGUGCGAAUCUUUGGCAUUAAUUCUACGGUUGGCAUUGACGAUCACAAGAAGAACUAG
Molecule: messenger RNA, 471 nt
Organism: Peronospora farinosa
Lineage: Eukaryota; Oomycota; Peronosporomycetes; Peronosporales; Peronosporaceae
Source: the annotation of a GenBank genome assembly